AAAAAAAACGUAAUUUAAGCAAGCAACAAUUUAUUUAAGUUUGGUUUAUAUUUUUUAAGAAAUGGAAACCCCCAAAAUCAAUUGGAAAACCAAAACCUUUGCGUUGAUACUGUUAAAAAAAAUAUAGGGUGAAAGUCAUAAUCAUAAUUAUACUUCACAUUAAUAACAGAAGAGCUAAUUUGCCGUUUUCGAUUUUGUAAAAUUAGACCAAACCGAGAUCUUAACUAUGAUAUUCCCCUCAUUUUGUUUUUACUUAUUUGCAAAUUUUCAUAUUACUCUAAUUUUAUCUUCAUUCGUUCCAUGAUCAAGAGCUAAGGGUAUAUUAAUAGAGAAUUAAGGGUUGUCAAAGAUUAGGGUUUGCAAAAUGUUGAACUUGCGCCGAGUAGCAGCAGGUGGCCUUCAUCUGUGGAAGAGAGAGAUGAAGAUCGGUAUGCCCACGAGAAUGGCUGCUUCGUUUUCGACAGGCGAGGGAGAAGGUUGAUGUUUUGGAGAAGCUGCAAUCUUUUACCACUGAGAGCAUAUAUUACAUGGUGAGUGAGGAGAAGAAGAAGGGUGUUUCCGUCACCAAGGCCGGUUUCUUCACCUGCGCCAAGCGUCUUGAAGAGGACGGCAAAUCCGAAUACGCCCUCAAGAUCUUUGAGUGGAUGGAUAAAAAGGAGAUGAAAUUUUCUCCCUCCCAGCUUGCAUUAUAUGUGGAUCUUGUUGGUAAGAUUAAAGGCUACGGUUGUGCUAGAGAAUGCUUCGAGAAAGCAGACCCAGACUUCGACAAGAACGACCUUCUUGCCAGGAAUCGGCAUGCUUUCGCCAUUCUCUUGCAUUGGAUGCCAAAACAAUCCAAUCGAAGGCCCUUACCCAAACCAAGGCCAUUACCCAAACCAUGGCACGUACCCAGUCCAAGGCCAUUACCCAUUAUUGUAAGGCCAUCUGGAAGAAUAAUUUAUGAGAGAAUAAUUUAUGAAGGAACAAGUUAUAGAAGAAGAAUGGUGUAGGUAGCUAGACAUAGUUCUCUCCAAAGAAGUUGCGUUAAAACAAAACACUUGGUGGUGUGUGUGUGUUUUAGUGGAAUAACUAUCUAAGUUUGGUGUGUUGCUUUCAUAUGUACUACUAUACUCUUUGUUUGCUUCUUUUAUUUAUUUCUCUUGUCCAAAACAUUUUCUUCAUGUAUUGCUUCUGCUCUAAGCUUCCGAAUUCAUCUUUUGGAAUUUUUA
This is a messenger RNA of Thlaspi arvense, 1208 nucleotides long. The record is from the annotation of a GenBank genome assembly. NCBI's taxonomy places the organism in Eukaryota, Viridiplantae, Streptophyta, Magnoliopsida, Brassicales, Brassicaceae.